AUGCUUGCGCUGGCACUACCAAUGAAGACAAUUCAUGCCAUAAAUAAGAUUAUACGUGGGUUCUUGUGGUGUGGCAAAAAGGAAGCUAAUGGGGGAAACUGCUCGGUGGCCUGGACUACAGUCUGUACGCCCAAGUGGGCGGGCGGGCUAGGCAUCCCUGACCUGGCUUGGCUCAAUGUCGCUUUGCAAGCCAGAUGGCCUUGGCUGCAGAGAGUGGAUCAAAACAGACCAUGGAGCGAGUUUGACAUCAAAGUACCCAAGGAUUCGACCGCACUCUGCAAUGCUGCAACUAAGAUAACAGAAGGAGACAGAGGCCUGACUCUCUUCUGGGAAGAUCGCUGGAUGGAUGGAUAUCGCAUUGCAGAAUUUGCACCGCUGAUUUAUGCGGCAGUCCCCCCGCUCAAAAGAAGAACGAGAACCCUUAAAGAGGCCAUCACUACUGGAGUCUGGGCAUCCGAUAUCAAGCCAGAUUUAGGCCCGCAGGCCCUUUGGCAGUACCUGAACCUGUGGCCGAGAGUUCAGGAGGUUACACUGCAGGACGACGUGCAGGAUGUGGUGUCCUGGUGUUGGGAACCCGGAGGCAGGUACUCUGCCCGGUCUGCCUAUGCAGCGAAGUUCGCUGGCAGAGAGGUGUCAGCUACGUCGCAGUUUACGUGGAAGUCCAGAGCGCCGCUGCGCUACCGCUUCUUCCUAUGGCUUGCCAUGAAGAAUAGACACUCUGGAGAACUAUAUGCACCACAAUAG
Molecule: messenger RNA, 744 nt
Organism: Aegilops tauschii subsp. strangulata
Lineage: Eukaryota; Viridiplantae; Streptophyta; Magnoliopsida; Poales; Poaceae
Source: RefSeq, a predicted model, not a curated record